CAUGUUGCCAAGACGAGCGUAGACGAGAGUAGACGAGCGUAGCCAAGCGAACAGAGCUUUAUAUUUGGAAAAAUGAAUCCUAAUGCAGUCCAUYUGAAACUAGACAAUAAUGCUGCUGCUUCCAUUGACGCUUACUGGGAAUAUAAAAAAAUUGUUGGUGAAGAUGAUGGAGGAAAGGUCUUUACAGAAGAAGAGUAUGAAGAAUACAAAAGAAAUGUUCUUCCUCAGAGAUUAAAAAAUCGAUUGUACGUUAGCUGGACUAAUCCUGAUGGAUUAGAUUGUAAACUAGUUGGUCCAGAAACACCSUGCUUCUGUAGACACAGAUAUGUUCAACACAAGACAGAUUAUAAAAAGAUWCCAGAAACACGACCAAUCCCAAUUCCUUGUAAAAUUUCAGCUUGCAAGUGUCGUAAUUAUAAUUACGUUCCUAAAAAUGGAUCUCAGCCUAUCAGAUGUCAGUGUAAACACUAUGCUGAUGAUCAUUCAGAGUGCUUACCACAUCGUUGCUUAAAAGAUUGCAAAUGCAUUGCUUUUAAAAGUUCAUUCACAUGCUGUUGUGGCUAUCCAACCUAUGCUCACAAGACAGUAGUUGAAACUAAAGAAGAGCGCCAGGWCAGAGGKCAUCCYGUGGGUCAAGAUGUUCCAUAUGCAGCUAUGGGCGGAAUAACUGGAUUCAGUUCUUUAAUGGAAGGCUACAUGAGACUUGAUGACAGUGGUACUGGGGCACCUCCACUUGAAUUUUUAGAACAACCAAUAGGACCYCAUGAUCAUGCUUUUCUCAAGGCUCAUGCAGGAUUAUCAGAGUUAUCAUUAGAACCAACGAAGCAACAAGGGUUGACACAGGAAGAACAAGACAUGGCAUGGUUUGAAAAAAGAUAUCAAGAAAGAAGAAAAGCUGAACGUCAAUGGUCACGCAUGAAGGAAACAACGCCCAAGAAAUCUAUAGGUAGUACUUCAAGUGGAUCGGUCCAAAAAUCCAAAAGUGCAAGAACACUACCAGCAAAAGAACCCAAUAAUAGAUUCAAGCGUUAAGCACACUACACUCACUGAUUUUCUUCAAUUACUAACGUUUAAUUAUGUGGAUAUCUAUGUAUGCAUAUUAUAUUUAUAUAAGGAAAAAAAAGUUAUUUAUUGCUUAAAUAAAACCGGGCCGCUCAUUGAUUUGUAAACUUUACUAAACCGAUGUACKUGCACCACUAAAGUGGUGUCUACCAUUGAUGUCGUGGUACAUUCUGCAUGAAUAUCAGACCGUGUACACACGAGCCCAGAGAUUUUUUAUCCAUAAAAUAAUGUUUUUAAUUG
This is a messenger RNA of Exaiptasia diaphana, 1302 nucleotides long. RefSeq names its product protein FAM221A. The record is from RefSeq and is a predicted model, not a curated record. The transcript is spliced from 6 exons. Bases 73 to 1032 code for a protein of 319 amino acids. Lineage: Eukaryota; Metazoa; Cnidaria; Anthozoa; Actiniaria; Aiptasiidae.